Penicillium verhagenii is the source of this 1014-nucleotide messenger RNA. Its product is annotated as isopenicillin N synthase family dioxygenase. NCBI's taxonomy places the organism in Eukaryota, Fungi, Ascomycota, Eurotiomycetes, Eurotiales, Aspergillaceae. The transcript is spliced from 3 exons. Gene Ontology annotation, molecular function: dioxygenase activity. Bases 1 to 1014 code for a protein of 337 amino acids. The record is from RefSeq and is a predicted model, not a curated record.
AUGGAUUCAGCAAGCGCUAUUCCGAUCGUGGAUUUCGCCCGGUGGAAUUCCGACGACACCAGUCGACUCCUCAUCGCCCGCGAGAUCGUCGCCGCUUGCCAGAAGGUGGGGUUUGUCUAUAUCGUCAACCAUUCGUUACCGGAAUCUCUGCUGGACGACGCCUUUCACUGGUCCCAGAUUUUCUUUGAAUUAUCCCAAGAAGAGAAGCUUCAGGCUCCUCACCCAGAGGGAUGGGCUGUGCAUCGGGGUUAUUCAUGGCCGGGGCUAGAGAAGGUAUCAGGGCUCGAAGCGACAAGUGCCGAGGAUGACCAAGAGCGGGCGAAAGAGCUACGGGAGGUCCCGGAUAUCAAAGAAAGCUACGACAUUGGCAGUGAGAACAAUCCCUCCCAACCAAACCAAUGGAUUCCCGAAGAAACGCUUCCAGGAUUCCGCUCGUUCAUGACAAACUUCUACGGCGAAUGCUUUCGUGUGGGUGGAGAAAUCCUGCAAGCUCUAGCUAAGGGCCUUGACCUCGACGAGAACCACCUGCUCGAAAAGCACUCGGGCCAUAACAACCAGCUCCGCCUGCUGCAUUAUCCGCCUGUACCCGCCUCGGCAUUGGAAAAUGACCGUGCAGCUCGCUGUCCGGCGCAUACAGACUGGAGUUCGAUCACCUUGCUCUUCCAGGAUGACUGCGGCGGCUUGGAGGUGGAGGACGUCCACCGGCCGGGUACCUUUGUCCCCGCGACGCCUAUUAAAAAUGCCAUUGUGAUGAAUGUGGGGGAUCUUUUACAGAGAUGGAGUAAUGAUCGUCUGAGAUCGACUAGCCAUCGGGUCACUCUGCCACCUUUGGCAGAUCGAUUUGAAGGAAAAGAGAGGAUGACUCGGGGGCGGUUUUCCAUCCCAUAUUUUAUGGCCCCAGACCCUGAUUCGGUGAUUGAGUGUAUACCGUCUUGUAGAGGUGAUGAACCGGCCAAAUAUGAGCCGAUCACGCAAGCGGGUUAUAAUCAGAUGAGAGCGUCUAUGCAAUACUGA